AUGGCGCCCGCGUGGAGGCUGGAGAGGUGCGUGGGCAUCGUGACGUCGCUAACCAACGGGCUGUCGGAGAGAGAAGCUAACGAUGCCCUCAAUGCCCACAUAUGCAAAGGAACCCCCCAGCACGAGGAGAUCUGCCUGGGUCUCUUCACUCUGGUCUUGACGGAACCUGCCCAGGCGCAGAAGUGCUACCGGGACUUGGCACUGGUGAGCCGAGAUGGCAUGAACAUCGUUCUCAACAAGAUCAACCAUAUUCUCAUGGAAAAAUACUUGAAGCUGCAGGACACCUGUCGGACCCAGCUGGUGUGGUUGCUGCGGGAGCUGGUGAAGAGCGGGGUGCUCGGUGCGGACGGCGUCUGCAUGACCUUCAUGAAGCAGAUUGCAGGUGGGGAUGUGACGGCGAAGAACAUCUGGCUGGCCGAGAACGUCCUGGAGAUACUGACUGAGCAAAGAGAGUGGGUGCUGAAAAGCAGCCUCUUGAUAGCCAUGGCGGUGUACACGUACCUGCGGCUCAUCGUGGACCACCACGGCACGUCCCAGCUCCAGGUGCUUCGUCAAAAGGAGGUGGAUUUCUGCAUCUCCCUCCUCCGUGAACGGUUCAUGGACUGCUUCAUGAUCGGCCGGGACCUUGUGCGGCUGCUGCAAAACGUUGCAAGGAUACCCGAGUUUGAGCAGCUCUGGAAGGACAUCAUCCACAACCCGCAGGUCCUCAGCGCGCAGUUCACAGGUGUCCUGCAGCUCCUCCAGUCGAGGACUUCUCGCAAAUUCCUGGCGUGUCGCCUCACUCCCGACAUGGAAACCAAGCUGCUCUUCAUGACCUCACGGGUCCGGUUCGGCCAGCAGAAGCGGUACCAGGACUGGUUUCAGCGGCAGUACCUGUCCACCCCAGACAGCCAGUCCCUGCGCUGCGACCUCAUACGCUACAUCUGUGGCGUGGUGCACCCCUCCAACGAGGUGCUCAGCUCCGACAUCCUCCCGCGCUGGGCCAUCAUUGGGUGGCUGCUCACCACCUGCACGUCCAACGUUGCUGCUUCGAAUGCCAAACUGGCCCUGUUCUAUGACUGGCUCUUCUUCAACCCCGAGAAGGACAGCAUCAUGAAUAUAGAACCUGCCAUUCUGGUGAUGCAUCACUCCAUGAAGCCUCACCCUGCCAUCACCGCCACGCUGCUGGAUUUCAUGUGCCGGAUCAUUCCCAACUUCUACCCACCGCUGGAGGCUCACGUCCGGCAAGGCGUGUUCAACUCUCUCACCCACAUUGUGGAGAAGCGAGUCCUUGCACAUCUGGCCCCUCUCUUCGACAACCCCAAGCUGGACAAAGAGCUCCGCGCCAUGUUGAGGGAGAAAUUCCCGGAGUUCUGCAGUUCGCCCUCGCCCCCCAUCGAAGUAAAAAUUGAGGAACCCGCUUCCAUGGAGAUAGACAAUCAUAUGUCGGAAAAGGACGAUGGUUGCUACGACAACGCCGAGGCCGCGUUCAGUGAUGAUGAAGAUGACUUGAACAGCAAAGGGAAGAAGAGGGAGUUCAGGUUUCAUCCGAUCAAAGAAAGCUUUGUGGAGGAGCCUGUUGAUAUCACUCCCUUCCUGGACCAGCUGGAUGAGUCACUGAAGGAUAAAGUCCUGCAGCUGCAGAAGGGAAGCGAUACGGAAGCUCAGUGUGAGGUCAUGCAGGAAAUCGUGGAUCAAGUCCUGGAGGAGGACUUCGACUCGGAGCAGCUAUCGGUGCUCGCAUCCUGCCUCCAGGAGCUAUUUAAGGCUCACUUCCGUGGUGAGGUUUUGCCAGAAGAAAUCACGGAGGAGUCUCUGGAGGAGUCGGUGGGGAAGCCUCUCUACCUGAUCUUUAGGAACCUCUGCCAGAUGCAGGAGGACAACAGCGGUUUCUCUCUGCUGCUGGAUCUCCUGUCGGAGCUCUAUCAGAAGCAGCCCAAGAUCGGCUACCACCUCCUGUACUAUUUAAAAGCCAGCAAAGCUGCAGCCGGGAAGAUGAACCUGUACGAGUCCUUCGCCCAGGCCACGCAGCUGGGGGACCUGCACACGUGUCUGAUGAUGGACAUGAAGGCCUGCCAGGAGGACGACGUGCGGCUGCUCUGCUACCUCACCCCCUCCAUUUACACAGAGUUCCCGGACGAGACCCUGCGAAGCGGCGAGCUGCUGAACAUGAUUGUAGCUGUCAUCGACUCAUUCCAGGAUCACCAGUGGGUGACCCAGUUCCCCUUGUUGCUUUUUGACUGCACUUCGGCUCGCAGCCUUCAAAGCCUGGACUGGGAGACCUUUGAGCAGUACUGCACCUGGCAGCUCUUCCUGGCGCACAGCAUUCCUCUGGAGACCAUCAUCCCCAUCCUGCAGCACCUCAAAUACAAAGAGCACCCAGAGGCCUUAUCCUGCCUGCUGCUGCAGCUGAGGCGAGAGAAGUAG
Opisthocomus hoazin is the source of this 2406-nucleotide messenger RNA. NCBI's taxonomy places the organism in Eukaryota, Metazoa, Chordata, Aves, Opisthocomiformes, Opisthocomidae. The record is from RefSeq and is a predicted model, not a curated record.